AUGGAUGACUGGAGUGGGAUUGACAAGAUUGACAGUUCACUUUGCAAAGCUUUGCGUGGUGUUUUCAGCUCACCUUUGCAUGUUUCUGCAGCUUUUGAUGAACUGGAAGCCGCACAGGGACUAGUGGAUGAUGCACUGGGCAAUAGCUACGGUGCUGCGAGGAGAGAUGCAAUUGCAAGAGCACUUUUGGAUUGGAAGGAUACCUCAGGUGGUCGGCUUGAGUUCAUGCGUCGAGAGGGCAUGCAGGAACGUGUAUCCCAUGGGAAGCUUGCAGAGCACUCCAGUCAUAUAAAUAGCAUAUCUGAUAGUUACGAUGGCAUAGUUGCAAGUAGCCCCAUGCUGGGUUUGGCUUCACUGGAGGGUCAGCUGGCGAAGCGUGCAAAGACUGGCAACACAGCCAGAGCAGAUGAGGAGGACAGAUCGAAGAAGAAAUGGGCCCUGCAUUUGGCUGAGAUAAUAGUGGAGGCCAAGCUUCCAGCAGUUGCGGCAUUCACUGGAUUGCCCAAUGCAAAUGCUGCUUGGGUGAGGGCAUUUGGUUCUCGCCGUUCAAAGACGUUGCGCAAUAGAGCUAGGGCCUGGAAGAAGCUGCGUGAUUGGCUGAUUAUUACAACAGGGACACCUUGGCCAUCGGGAGUGGCUAUCCUUUUGCAAUAUUUGGAAGAGCGGAAUGAAGUCCAACCCAUGGGCAAAACUGUACCGAUGUCAAUACAUUCAACGUUGGCAUUAUUGGAACUGGUUGGACAAGUCCCGUCAGAGGCUCGUAUUUCAGAGGAUCAGCUAUGGCUGGAAUCAGUGAAGUCUUGGACUGCUGAGUUGAGUAGAGAUGCACCGCCAAGGCGACAGGCGGACCUGUAUACAGUUGCAAUCGCUGUGAGUUCAGAACUGACGCUUGCAAAUGAAGCGGCUCCACUUGGACAGAGAUUUUAUUCCUUUGUACUGCUCUUGCUCCUUUGGGGUACAAUGCGUUGUGAUGAUUUACAGAAUGUGGAUCCAGCUUCUUUGGAGUUGUCUCAGUUGGGACUACGUUUUGUGCUGCGCAGAACUAAGACUAGCGGUCCUGGAAAGCCUGUAGGUGAACUUCAAGGUUUCAUUGCGAGAGAUAUCAGUUUGUCAGGUGUUGAUUGGUUGCGUUUAGGCAUGGAGCUACUGGAAGAGGAAGAGUUGAAUUUUCCUAGGGAUUUCUUUGCGAUUGGUUUUGCACAUGAAUGGGACAAACCUGAACGCAGUUUCCUGGAACCUGAGGGCUUAGCUACGAUGUUAAGGAAGCUGCUGUUGACACUCCCCGCGGUGGGGCGCAAGAUCAGCGGUCUGAGCCUCAUUCAGGGAACCAUGUUGAUUUCACCGGAAAUGGGUUCUUUCUGGACCGGUCACAGUGCCAGACACACCUUGCCGUCUUGGGCAGCUGCAGCAGGUGUCGGUAAAGAGGACCGUGACUACUUAGGCAGAUGGAGUUAUGCGAAACAUGGUUCACAGGAUUAUGUUUUGACUUCUAGGCAAGUUGUGCACCGCAUACAGCGAGCUGUUUGUAAGUUCAUCCUGGAGGGCCUUCCGCAACCAGGACUUGUCGAAGAGGAGUUGAUGGAACGUAUCAAGUCAUUUGCAGUCAAGGUAAAUGCUGGUCCACUGACAACGGCCAGAAAACAUGCUGUUUUGGUUUGGACACUUGCUGGAAGUGCUUGGCAUUUAGGUGGUGAGUUUCCCUUGCUUGACACGGGUCCAGUUGCGGCGCCCAUGGAGGUUGCACCUGAAACCGAGUCGUUUGAGCCCCAGGAUCCAGAUGUUUUGCCAGAGGAGCGCUGCUUGGUGACACAACCAGUUUACUCAUUGAGUGGUGAUGUUGCUGACGCUGUUUGCAAACUGUGCAAACCCAAACUGACAGAGGGGAAGCAGAGGGCCAUGAACGCACCAGCAGGUGUUACAGAGAAUGAUAUGCGUGCCUUCUUGCACGACAGAGUGGAAGCUGAUUUGGCAUACAUCUUACAAGAGAACGGUGUGCCAUUAGCCUUGCAGUACAAUCUCACCCAGGUGUUUGGCCAGCUCAGGCGCUUCAGUGCCAUUGCAGACACCCGACAGGGAGUGAGGCAAGCUUUGAGAGAGGAUUUGCAGGUCCAGGAAAACAGUUUGCAGAAUAGAGCUGCAGUGGCUGGAGUUGUAGCUGCUUGGGAAGCCUCCCGAGAGUAUGCAGCUAAGCAGGCAGAACUCAAAGCAGAAGCCAGGUUCCUAGGGGUCGCAAGGCCGGUGACUCAGACGGAUAGGGCAGCCAUGCGGGCAGCUUACAUUGCAACACAUGGAGAGAUCGAAGAGACGUACGAGCCUUCAGAUGACUAUCUUUCUUCAAAGAUUGAGGAAUUGGAAGCUCAUGAGCCAGUGGCGUCUUAUUUGAAUGAGGUCACUAGCAAGAAGACAGCCAAAACCAUGGGCAUUCAGACAUCCUAUUUCACCAGUCCGAUUGCCUUGCAAGGAAAAUCCGGACGGGCAGAAGAUGCCUCUUCGAACAACAAUCGCAACUGGCGCCGACCUGAGUUUCCUGGAGGCAAUGGGCCACCGAAUAAGUGGCACAAAGGAACUGGCAAGAAAGGUGGCAAAGGCAAGUCGAAACAACGUCAAGGAGGCAAAGGUGGAUCUGAGCACUCUAUGGUUUCCUUUACAGAUGACAAUCGACAGAUUUGUUUUGCAUACAAUGCACAAGGCUGCAAAGGCGGCUGCGGCAGAGUUCAUGUUCGUAGGCUUAAAGAGCUCGAUAUUGAGCUUCACCAUUCCCAUGACUUGUCAAAGACAGAACUGUGGGAUGAUCUAUUCAAGGACAUUGAUCAAGGGCUUGUGGACGUUUUGUUGGUUUCACCACCAUGCAAUACAUUCAGCAGGGCAAGGCACCACUUUCGACAAGGAGGUCCAAGACCACUACGGUCAGCUACUUGGCCGUUGGGCUUCCCUUGGUUACGCAUGACAGAUCAAGAAACGGUGCAAACUGCAAAUUUCUUUAUUUUUCAAUGUUUGGAAGCUGCAAAGCGAAUGCAUGCGCAAGGACGGUUUUACUGGUGGGAACACCCUGAGGAUUUGGGAAAGACAAGGGCAGGAGAUUACCCUGCGUCAAUCUGGCAGUUGCAGGCUUUGCGACAGUUGGUGCAGGCGACACAGGCCGCUUCCUGGGCCAUACAUCAAUGCAUCUUUGGGGCUCCCACCUCCAAACCGACCAGGUUGAUUUCAAAUUUACCAAAUUGUUUGCAACAUGGUGUGAACUGGGCGACUUUUGAUGAAGCUGGCUUUUACACAGGACCAUUGGGGAAAUGUCCCCACAUCUCGCACCCACCACUUCUGGGAUUUAAUGUGGAAUUGCAGAAGUGGAACACAGCUGAUUCAGCGGCAUAUCCUGAAGAAAUGUGCAAAUCAAUAGCGCUUCCACAGUGCAUGGCUGCGCAGGGGGUACAUGACACUGCAACAGCGCCUGCUACAGAUACACCUACAACCACUGCACCUUCAACAGCCAAGACACCUGCCACCACUUCUACCAACCCUUCAACGGUCAUCCAGGACACCACAUCAACGACCUCUUCAACUGCGCUUCACAAGGGCAAGGGGCCCGUGUCUGGAUCGACUGGAUUCAGUGAGCCAGCCAAUGGGGAAGCUGAGAACGAAGGCAACAAGCCCCAUGGAGAGAUUUGGAUAUCAUCAGGUGAAGAUCAGAUAGCUGGAAGUGGGCAGGUGCAAGAGGAUACGGUGUUUGACAGUACAACCUCUUCGUGUUUUGGACAGCCCAUCAUUUGCAGAUACGAAGGUUGCAAGAAAGAGUUCACUGAUGGCUUUGGAUUGUGCUCACCAGGCAGGUGGUUACCAGGGGCCCGCAAUUAUCUGGCUAAAGGUUCAGCAACAAAGCAUGCUGAACAAGUUGUAGAGAUCCUUCACGAUUUCUUGGUGAAGGAGAUUGGGGACUUACGGAAGGAAGCAUUUCGCUUGGCACUUGGGCAUUAUCAGCAAUCCCCUUUUGGUCCGGAACAGUUGCAGACAUUGAGAAAGAAGAUAGCCACCUUGCUCAGACCGGGAGAUGAAGAUGCUUUACUUGUGCAGCCACCGCGGCAACCUUUCUUUCUUUAUUUGCUUGCAGAAUCUUUGAGGGAGCUGGAUGAUCCCGAUUGGGAGAUACUGGUCCAAGGGGAAGAAUGUUUUGCAAAGGGAGUGCCGCUUGGUGUGGAGACCGAGCUUCCAAGAACUCCCCAGGUGUUCAGGCGCAGAGAGAAGUUUAGGCAGCUGGACAUCACUGACUUUCAACCGGACAUGAAAAACUAUGCUACGGCAGAGCUUUCUUCGGAAGAGUUGGAGGCGCACUUCAGAAAGGACGAAUUGCUGGGGAGGAUGCUUCCCACGACUCUAGCGGAGGCCAAGAUGGAGUACGGUGAAGAAGCAGUACUCAUUGCAGCAAUGGGAGCAAUACAGAAACCAGAUGGUAGUGUGCGCCCCUUGCAUGAUGGCACACACGGCAUUGGGCUCAACAACAAGAUCAAAAUACUUGACCGCCUGGAAGUUCCAGGACCAGAGGAGAUCAUAGAGUUGGUGGCCCUUGCAGCAGAGUCCCGUGAAGCUGCCUUCUGUCUUUCAGCAGAUAUAAGCCAGGCGCAUCGAUGCGUGCUCAUACGUAAGGCUGACUGGGCACGGUUAGCAUGUCGCUCAAAAUCAGAUUCACGAACAUUGUGGCUGAAUUGUGUUGGCACCUUUGGAGUUUCAAGCGCAGCAUACUGGUGGACUAGAUUAUUUGCUUGCGUGGGACGAUGGGUCCUAAGGAUUUUGGAUAGGAGACAGACGAUGCAGCUGGCAUACGUCGACGACGUGCACUUGCUUUGCCUGGGCCCACAGAAAUUUGUAGCACUCUGGCUGAGCAUACUGGCAUAUGAGAUCAUGGGCACACCAUUUGCGUACCACAAAUUCAGAGGUGGCCUCAAUGUGGAGUACGUUGGUUACCAGAUGGAAUAUGACCGACAAGUGGCAGGCAUUUCAAAGAAGAGAGCAGAAUGGGUCAUCAAGUGGAUCGAUGAUGCAGAAAGGAACGGAUGGAUGGUGCAAGGGAGAUCAUUUAUAGAGUUCACUGGAAGGUUGUCAUUUGUUGCGAGGGUGGUCACUUGGAUCAAACCAUUUCUGGCUCCACUCUUUGCUUGGACAUCGGUGCUUGCACGGGGAACCGUCACAAGGGUUCCCACCUUGGUCUUUAUUUCUUUGAGAUUUUUGCGGCGGCAGAUACAACACCAUGGACACUGGGUGAAUGUGCUGGCACCUUGGCAGUCUCCCAGUGAGGCAUUCCGUACGGAUGCGAAGUGCGAGGACGGACGGAUUGUCCUAGCUGGAUGGUCUCUGGAAGCUGGAGUGGAAGACUUGAAGAGAUCAUCAUGGUUUUGCUUGGAGGUAUACCCUACGGAUCUUCCCAUGUUCUUCAAAGAAGAUGGCUCGUCGCAGUGGUGCUCUACUGCGGCAGAACUCAUGGCAUCGUACGCAGCUGCGUGCGCUUUCGGCUAUUUGAAGGGAGAGAAACGGGUGAAGAAUCUGAAACUGGCGAUCACUGGCGGGACUGACAACAAGUCUAAUCAGUCCUUGCAGAACAAGAACAUGUCAACGAAAUGGCCGUUGUUAGCGGUUCACAUGCAAGUUUCGGCGGAGUUGCUUUCAUGCGGAACAAGGAUGAAAUUGCGCUGGAGACCAAGGGAGCAGAAUGUUCCUGCCGACUCCCUCACCAAUCAAGACUUCAGUUUAUUUGAGUCGGAUAACCGUAUUCCCAUCACCUUGGGAGACCUUCCUCUGGAACUGCUGAAGGAGCUUUGUUCGGCGAGAGAUGAGUUUGUUGAAGCGAGAGAUGGCCAGUCUUUACGUGACAACCGAAUCGAAGUUUACACUGCGGAACAACUGGAUCGAUAUGAGCAGCUUUUCGAUCUACCACUGACCCGUACCAUUUUCGGUCUGGGUGUACAACAGAGCAUUAGCUUUGUGACCUUUCUGACCAUUGGUGACGUUUGCAUCCUACGCGUUUGCUGCUUCGCCAUCGCAGUCGAAAUUCACGAUGUCAUCGAUGACAUGACUUUGGUUGGAUUGGAAAUACAACAGUCUCCCAUUGAGGGGCAGACUCAGACAGAUGCUUGA
Cladocopium goreaui is the source of this 6120-nucleotide messenger RNA. The record is from the annotation of a GenBank genome assembly. NCBI's taxonomy places the organism in Eukaryota, Dinophyceae, Suessiales, Symbiodiniaceae.